Messenger RNA from Conger conger (European conger), 1050 nucleotides. It is a transcript of the gene nkx2.4b, whose product is annotated as NK2 homeobox 4b. Gene Ontology annotation, biological process: regulation of transcription by RNA polymerase II; cell differentiation. The transcript is spliced from 2 exons. Gene Ontology annotation, molecular function: RNA polymerase II cis-regulatory region sequence-specific DNA binding; DNA-binding transcription factor activity, RNA polymerase II-specific. NCBI's taxonomy places the organism in Eukaryota, Metazoa, Chordata, Actinopteri, Anguilliformes, Congridae. The record is from RefSeq and is a predicted model, not a curated record. The coding region runs from base 1 to 1050 and encodes 349 amino acids. Gene Ontology annotation, cellular component: nucleus.
AUGUCCUUGAGCCCAAAACACACAACGCCUUUCUCCGUGACAGAUAUUUUGAGCCCAAUUGAGGAGACGUACAAGAAGUUCGGUGGUAUGGAUAGCACAGGUAGCCUAACCUCCCCGCUUGGAGCUUAUCGACAACCGCAGGUUUCUCAAACGAGCAUGCAGCAGCACUCUGUGGGCCAUAACGCCGCGGUGGCGACCACCUACCACAUGCCACACAGCGUUUCCCAGUUCUCGCACAGUGCUAUGGGGGGAUAUUGCAAUGGGAGCAUUGGCAACAUGGGUGACCUGCCAUCUUAUCAGGAAACCAUGAGAAACAGCGCAGCAGCAACGGGCUGGUACGGCACAAACCCCGACCCAAGAUAUUCAACAAUUUCCAGAUUCAUGGGACCAUCAACCGGAAUGAAUAUGACGGGAAUGGGUACGUUGACAGGAAUGGACGCCACAAAAUCCAUGGUAACACUGCACGCUGCGCCCCGGAGAAAACGGAGAGUUCUCUUCUCACAGGCCCAGGUUUAUGAGCUUGAGAGGAGAUUUAAACAACAGAAAUAUCUUUCUGCGCCUGAAAGGGAGCACUUGGCGAGUAUGAUUCACCUAACUCCUACUCAAGUUAAGAUCUGGUUCCAAAACCACAGAUACAAAAUGAAGCGGCAGGCCAAGGACAAAGUUUCGCAGCAGCUUCAACAGGAUAACGGCAACUUGUGCCAGCAGCAACAGUCGCCGAGGCGCGUAGCCGUUCCGGUUCUAGUUAAAGACGGUAAACCGUGUCAGAACGGCUCCAGCACACCGACGCCGCCACAACAGCAUGCCCAUCUUCAUCACCAGCAGCAAAACGGUUCUGCAGGAGUGAUCCCAGCUCCAAGCAAUACGAUUAACCAACAUCAAAACCAACAAGUAAAUACUUUAACCCAGGCCCAAGAACAGGAAGAAAUGUCACCCAGUCCCCCUUCUCUACACAGCCAGAUGGGCGCCAUGGCACAGAUCGACACGUCCGUCAUAGAUUACACCGGUAAUAUGGUCAACGCAAACCUGCUCUAUAGCAGAGCAUGGUAG